This is a messenger RNA of Hypomesus transpacificus, 6083 nucleotides long. RefSeq names its product dihydropyrimidinase (gene dpys). Gene Ontology annotation, biological process: pyrimidine nucleobase catabolic process. The record is from RefSeq and is a predicted model, not a curated record. The transcript is spliced from 9 exons. Lineage: Eukaryota; Metazoa; Chordata; Actinopteri; Osmeriformes; Osmeridae. The coding region runs from base 4227 to 5717 and encodes 496 amino acids. Gene Ontology annotation, cellular component: cytoplasm; cytosol. Gene Ontology annotation, molecular function: dihydropyrimidinase activity.
UACAGUAUUACAGUAUUACAUCGGGGAUGCAUGAUUCAGUCAUGUAAAUGAAUGUAUUCAUUCGAUCACAGUACUUUUCAAAACCAGAGAAACUGCAAAGACGCAACUCCAGUCUUCUUGAUCCUCUAAGAAUAUUUUCCUGAAGAGAACACACACCCUGUACUCAGAGAUGAGGGAUCUGGGGUCAUAUCACUGCUGCCUCUCUGGAAAAACGGGAUUCAACCCAAUUACCCGAAAGUGAAUAAACAGAAACAUCUCCUCUUUUAGUUUCACAAGAGAGACAUCAAUCCCAGGCUUUUAUUUCCCUAACAACAAGCAACUACCCUCAACACUUGUUGAAAACACUGACCUUUAUCUUAUCCCUCUUUUUUCUCAUCAAUUCAUAUUAUCCCUCCACCGUCACUAAAACACUAACUAGACAUUCAUGAGCUGCUGGGGGCGACACAGGUGAGGUUCAAACAUGGUUUCCAUACAUCAGACAACACACAGAUGCUAACAGAUACUCUGGAAGGACACUCUUGCUGGGGGAGAGGGUGGCGGUCUGUCAGUUCAGAGGACACAGAGGGUUGAAAUGUUGUCACAAUGGUGCCAUCUAGUGGCCAGGAACUGACUCAAAGCCCUUGUCACAAGUUUGGAUAACAAUAAUCUGUUAUAUUUGUGUUAAUUUCAUUGCUUUGUCUGCAGUGCUCAUCUGACGGCAAUUAUAAGAGUUGCAUUAAAACACUAAUUAAUUAACUCAAUUGUGAGGAGAUUGAUUAAUUCUAAAUAAACAGCAGAUCUGUGCAGCAAAUGAGCUCUGCUUGGCUGAUGCAUCAGGGAAUGCAGACGACAAGUUUGAUUAUCUGCAGACAUGUGUAGCUGCAAAUCUUUUAAUUAAAACGAACAGAUAGUGAGUGUGCUUUGCAGCAACAUCGAGUGUCUGCCUUUUUAGCAUGUCUGUCUAUGUGUGGUCAGGUUAAGGAUGUGAGAAGUCAAUGAUUCAAAGAACUGUUUCCUGAGGGAUCAAGGGGGCACCAUCAUAUUUUAACUUGGAGGUUAUGUGUGCUGUCAUACAAAAACAGGCCUGGAGGUAUGAUACUAUGACUAAUAAUAAAUAAUAAUCUUAAUGACUACUAAUAAUAGUCCAUCACAAACACAAUUGGUUUUGAUUUGACUGGUACACUACAAACUAGUAAAUACAUGUUCCUCUCUUUCUUCCAAGUCUCUUGUUUCUCUACACAUUUUGGAUCAUGAUCCUAUUACAACUACAUACUAAUUAUUUGGACACUUGUUCAGUCUGGGAUAUUAUCCAUUAUCAAUGGAGGAACUUCUUAAUUUGCCAUAUUCCCUUCUAGUCAUCAGCACCAACCAGUAAACAAAUACCUUGUGUACUUUCACAUGGUCUGAGUCUCUUAGAUGUUUACAGAUUAGAGACAUAAACAAUAACAAAAACACAUCUGAACCCAAGUUCAGUUGACGGGUAUGAAACAGCCUGUAUCCUGGAAAUCCUUGCCUUGGAAUAGAUUAACAGGAAGCAGUCAGUCAAAAAAACGCCUUUUUCUGAGGGUACAGUACCGUCAGCAUCUGCACAUGCAGAAAGCCUAAUCAGAGAGAUACCGUUAAAGUGCAUGUAAUACUUUAGAGAUUUAAUGCAGUUUUUAAUUGGAUAGAGGCCCAUUAUUCUUCAACACAGAAGGGGCAGUGAGGCACAUAAAGCUCUUGAAUAUUUUUGCAAAUCGUGUUCAACAGCAUAAUGAUUGAGCAUGGCACUAAAUUUGCCUCACAAAAUGAAAAGCAAACUUCAUGCAAGGCGUAAUUUAAUUGUUUCCCUCCACAUUUUCCUCCCUGCCAUUGUAGGAAGCUUAACAUUUUUUAGUCUGCUGGGCGUUGAGUCUUGAGAUGCUCCAGCAGUAACAUUGUGACUGACAAAUGUUUUGAAGUAGUAAGAUGGUCUCUGUGUUUUACAAAGCCACAAUGCCAGUACAUACAGACCAGGACAGUAUCAUCAUUUUCUGUCAUAUUUGCAUAUUGCAAAUACUAAACAUGUCAUUGAACCUAAAAUCAAAUGAACAGACAUUUGAGCAAUGUCUCUUUGGAGAUUACAGUGGGCAUGGAAAUAUAACAUAUAGGUCAAUACAAUGCUCCAAGAUGUCUUUAAACACACCAGUGGAAUAUUACAUUUUUAUGAGGUGAUGUAGUUAAAACAAUGUGACACCCCACUGUGACAAAUUUGAUUUAGUCUUCAUAUAUCAAGUUUAUUGACACCCUAGUAUCCUGAUUGAGAAAUGUAUACAUUGAAUAUACGUAUAAAUAACAUACUUGACUAAGAAUUGUGUAAAGGUCAACAUUUAUUCCAUUCUUCAUGCAUGGUGCUUAGUAUUUCAGGUUUCAGACUGACACAGGAAAUAAUGUUGCUGCUCAACUCUGAAGAGAACAGCGCCACCUAGAUGGAAAAUAGUGGAAAUGGAGGAGGCUCCUGUAACAGCUUAAUAAUGUGUUACUCAGGCUGUCUCCCAAUACCCAUCCAAUGUAGUAUGCCUUAAACACAUUUAGAAGUAGGACUAUGUUUAAUACAGUGCACCAAAAAUACCAGGGUAUCCUACUACAUCUUCAAUCAGCCUAUUGACUACUUCCAGACUAUGCAGGGCUACAGUAUCAACACCCCGCUAUCCUACAAUGUGCACCUAAAUAUAGAUUUCUCACAGGACUCUUUCUGAAUGAACACAUGCAAAAUGUCAGCCUCUGAAAGUCAUGGCUCUCAUUUCCUAUGCUGGUGUUUCACCGUGGCCGUAACAACUUGCUGUUCUCGUUGAACUUCUACAUAACAAGCCAUGAUAUCGGUGUAGUACAGGGGACAACAGUGAUAAGGACCAACAGCCUUCCAAAUCCACUCAAAUCGUAACUUUCCUUCCUUCGUUCUGAGCCACAGAGACUGCUGAGGGUGCCACCGCUUCCGCUCAGCUUGGCUCUGACUCUGAUUACCGCUCUCAUCUUAUGUAAAUCCUCUUAAGGCACGUGUUAUUGUUUAUUGCAACUGUGAAGGUUAGGUGUUGCUAAGCUCCCGCGUCGGUCGCUUAUCUCACCACCGCAUGCAUCUUUGUCUCUCCAAUGUGUCUUGUUGUCUUUUUUUACCCCUCUUCCUCUAAUACACUAAUGGAUGGAAGUUGUCUGCACAGAUGUGAUGAUGACAAGCAAUCCAUUGCCCUCAAAAACCUGAAAUACUAAUCUCCUGGCGGUUAACACAAAACCUGAAUAAAAUAGGAUAGAUGAUUUUGGAAUGUUUUCUACGGCCCAUCUUUCUGAAACAAAUACAUAAAUAAAUCAACAAACACACUAAACGCAUCUUUUUUCAGAACGGAGCGUCUGUUUCUAGAUUUAAAUACGUUUUUGAAGUGUAUUUGAUCAAAACUAGUAGCCUACUUUUGUUUUGACGGUCUUGGUUUUAGCCUAAAACUGGGCAUCUUAGAUGAACAGUGGUUGGAAUAAGAGUAGGAUAGGCUGGAGUCCAGCCACUGGACACAUGGCCUAUACUCAGCAUUGGGAGCCAUAUUUGUAACCCUAUAGUAUAGUAUAGCGUCAGUUUUCCUGCCUCUGCUCGUUCAUGUCUCCGUCUAACAGGGUGGUAUUAGGUUGAAAAUUCCACCCUCAGUGACCCGUCACCCAGCUAAAAUUAUAUCACGAAUAUGUCAUGCCCCCCCUCCCCUCUUCUCUCAGUGAACGAGGUUGACAUGUCGAGCCAAGAAGUGCGCAUAAGGAAGUUGAAAAACUACUGCAACGCAUUUGCACGUUCUUAUUAACAGAAUAGUAACUGUUCCAAAUUAAAAUAUAAAAAUAGAACAUAGCUCUUGUUGCGGAAGGCGUGGUCCAUCUUAGCUCGGGUUUCUCAAAAUCAUAAAUCAUUAGCUCAGCCGAGCCCGGGGUCAUGAAUCAUGACGAUUCAGUCCAAGGACAACGUGGAUUUCGGUCAACAUUUCGCUCACUGUCCGUGUGCUCUCCCUCCGCUAAUUGUAAGCUCACGUGUAGCCAACAGAGGGCCUGCAGGAUUCCAGUUUUUAUCUUGAGUAAACUAUGUGUCCUCAGUCCACACAGGUGGGAAGGGAGGAGAUUCCACAUUUGAUCGCGGGGUUCUAAACUGAAGCAGUCUUUGCGGCAGAAAAAUCUGAAGAACAAAACAGUCAAUUUGUUGCCUGUAGUAGGCUACUUAAAUUUUCCCAUAGUUGUACAGGACGGGCAGCAGCACCUAAAAAAUGUCCAACCAUAACAUAAUUCUUAUAAAAGGAGGAAAAAUCGUAAACGAGGAUUUCUCAGUGAUCAGCGAUGUGUUCAUAGAAGACGGGAAGAUUAUUGAGAUUGGACACAACCUCCAGAUCCCUUCGGAAGUCAGAGUGAUAGAUGCAACGGACAAACUCGUGAUCCCAGGUGGGAUUGACACCCAUACUCACAUGGAGUUAGAAUUUAUGGGUACCAAAGCUGUGGAUGACUUCCACAUUGGUACUAAGGCGGCCCUCGCUGGAGGGACGACCAUGAUCCUGGACUUUGUCAUCCCACAGAGAGGCUCGUCUCUCCUGCAGGCAUACGAUAGGUGGAGAACGACGGCCGACCCCAAAGUCUGCUGUGACUACUCUCUGCAUGUGGCCGUCACCUGGUGGAGCGACACGGUCCAGUCAGAGAUGGCUACCCUGGCCCAAAAGAAGGGAGUCAACUCCUUCAAGAUGUUCAUGGCCUAUAAAGAUGUGUUCAUGCUGAGGGAUGAUGAGCUCUACGCUGCUUUCUCCAUGUGCAAGGAGAUCGGGGCCAUAGCGCAGGUCCAUGCUGAGAACGGAGACCUGAUUGCAGAAGGUGCCAGGAAGAUGCUGUCGCUGGGCAUCACGGGGCCCGAGGGCCACGAGCUGUGUCGACCUGAGGAGGUGGAGGCCGAGGCCACCCAGAGAGCCAUCACCAUCGCCCACACUGUCAACUGCCCUCUCUACGUGGUCCACGUUAUGAGCAAGUCUGCAGCCAAGGUGGUGUCCAACGCACGCAGAGCAGGAAGAGUGGUGUUCGGGGAGCCCAUCGCUGCUGGCCUUGGCACAGACGGCACUCACUACUGGCAUAAGGACUGGGCCCACGCUGCCAGCUUUGUGAUGGGGCCUCCUCUGAGACCCGACCCCAGCACCCCGGGGUACCUCAUGGACCUGCUGGCCAAUGAUGACCUGAGUGUGACGGGGACGGACAACUGUACCUUCUCCAGGUGCCAGAAGGCCCUGGGGAAGGACGACUUCACCAAGAUCCCCAACGGGGUCAACGGAGUAGAGGACAGGAUGUCCGUCAUCUGGGAGAAGGGAGUGCAUAGUGGGAAAAUGGAUGAAAAUCGAUUUGUUGCAGUCACCAGCACCAACGCGGCAAAAAUCUUCAACAUCUACCCACAGAAAGGUUGCAUCGCCAGGGGCUCGGAUGCUGAUGUGGUCAUCUGGGACCCCAGAUUAACCAGGAAGAUCUCAGCGGAGACCCACCACCAGGCGGUGGACUACAACAUCUUCGAGGGCAUGGAGUGCCACGGCGUGCCCGUGAUGACCAUCUCCCAGGGGAAGGUUGUGUAUGAGGACGGCCACCUGCACGUCACCCCGGGCACAGGCAGAUUCAUCCCACGCCAGCCUUUCCCCCAGUUCGUCUACAAGCGCAUCGACCAAAGAGACCAGGUUGGUAAGCCAUGUGCUGUGGUAAGGAAACCAUAUGAAGGUGAAGUCAUAGUUAUAUGAUGGACCUUAAGUACCAAUUGAAAGAGGAAUCCCUCUAAAGGGAUUCAGAAGUGCCAAUAUCCUGAAUGUACCUGAAUGUACAUGAAUGUACAUGCCAUGCAAACCUGACCAACAAAAUAAUUGUAAAAUAAUGUACAAUUUUUGCAAUGUGGCCAAAUGAUUGAAUGGUCCUAUUGUUUAAAUUUUAUGAAUUCUCAAGACUUUUAAGACAAAAUGAAUGUAUCAUUUUGAAAAAAUGGUACCCUAUACUGUCAACCAACAAUGCAUAUUUUAAGAAAUACCAACCAUGAGGACUUGUUUUUACCACUUCAUGUCUCCAGUUUAUUCAUUUAUUGUAUCUGUGUCUCCAAUAUAUGGUGGCAAUCU